AUGAAACACCUCUCCCAUCGGCCUAUUCUCCCGUUUGGUAGCGCUCCCCCCAAUCGGCCGACCCGUGUUAAUCCAACCGGGUUUCAAGCGUGUACAUACUACUAUCAGUGCUCGUAUGCUAAUCGAAUCAGCGGUGGGAGUGGUAUUGUUUUCCCGAAUCGGCCGAUAACGGAGCUCUGCAGUGCAAUUAUACCAAAUUACCCUCUGAAAUUGCAACGGUUCCGUUGUUACCGCCGUCGGCCGAAACUGUAUUCCGGUUACCGCCUCUUUUCAAUUCCGGUGUAUUCGCUCUACAAUCAUCCGGGAUGGAAGACCCCCGCUAGAAAAAAGGACAGAAGAGGAUCAAGGAAAGACCCCCGAGCACAGGAUGGCAUCUUGAAGUACAUGCUAAAGCUCAUGGAUGUCUGCAAGGCUCGUGGGUUUGUUUCGGAUAUUGAAAUUGAUGAGAUAAGAGGUCAGGGAUUGAUAGAGGAGAAAGAUGUGAGUGAUGAAGAGAUUGAUGCAGAGGAUUUGGAGAAGAGAAUGUGGAAGGAUCGUGUGAGGCUGAAGAGGAUGAAGGAAAGACCGAAGCUUGCAGAGAAGCAUAAGGCUGUAUCCUUGACUACGGACCAGGCGCGUCGGAAGAAGAUGGCCCGAGCACAGGAUGGCAUCUUGAAGUACAUGCUAAAGCUCAGUGGAAUUUGGAGAGCUUUGGCGGGAAUCAGCAGCAAGUUAGCGCCUAAUUCUUCACCCAAUUUCGUUUGA
Messenger RNA from Salvia hispanica, 744 nucleotides. Lineage: Eukaryota; Viridiplantae; Streptophyta; Magnoliopsida; Lamiales; Lamiaceae. The record is from RefSeq and is a predicted model, not a curated record.